Molecule: messenger RNA, 1104 nt
Organism: Alternaria viburni
Lineage: Eukaryota; Fungi; Ascomycota; Dothideomycetes; Pleosporales; Pleosporaceae
Exons: 4
Coding region: 1-1104 (367 amino acids)
Source: RefSeq, a predicted model, not a curated record
AUGUCGCACAAACUAUCGUCAAAAGAACCCGAACUUCUACAAGUGCCUGUCACACACAAUCUGCCCUUAAAGCCAUCCUCCGACGAUUAUGACUCCGACUUUUCAGACACCUAUGAUGUGGACGAUCCUGAUGAUUUGGAAGAAGAAGAGAAGGCAUUGGUCACCGCAUACCUACAUGACCCUCCAGCUCUGCAUAUCCGACGGACGUUGGACCAGUACUAUUACCAUAUGCUUGACAACACGAAAGAGCGCGACAUCGACCAGGUCGUGUCUCGAUGGGCACAAAACAUGAAGUCCGAGGCUCGGCACAAUAUUCUCAUGGUCGAUCAGCUUUGGCUUUGGUCCACUCAUCAGAAACCGUCUCCAUAUAAAGCUCAAGACAAGGUAUCUGAGAUCCGGACGAACCGUGAGCAGAUGGGUGUGAACAACGGAAGUAAACUGGACGAAGAACCCCAGGAUCACUACGUCAUAUCUUGCUUCCCAAGCAGAACAGGUACGGGUCAGCAUGCCCACCGCGUUAUGGACGAUCUUAGACUACUGGUCUUAGAUCCGACCCAUCGAAAACGACAUCCCAUCCGUAAACCGGAAGAUCUCACUUCACGCAUAUUGGAGACCUGCUGCAGUGUUUUUGAUAGGCUACUAGACGCGGAGCCGCUCCGCUUUUUCCAGAUGUUCGAAGAGAGUGUUGGAACGAUAGACGACAAGGAGAGUCGGCUCUUUCGAUCCUUCCAACGCGGAUCUACACAUCUUAUGCAGCUCAAAGCGACCAACAAGUACUACGAAGAAAGAAAGAAUAAACUUCUCGUCGAUCUUCUCGACAUCCGCGAGGAAGUGAAGCUCUUGGUUGAGAUAAAAGACAUCCUCGAUGAGAUCAACAUCAUUCUCUCAGUACUAGACAUACAACGGACGGUCAUCGAGCAGCGACGGAAGGCGGAAGGGUUCACCUUCUUGGGUUCUUCAGCUGCAGAGGAUCUCAUCAAAGCCGACAUAGAUGACUUCAAGAAGCUUGAAGGUCACAGCCGCACGAUACAAGAGAAGCGAAUGCCUGGGAAGCACGAGAAGCUCGCGAAACCACAGUUGCCGCGAGUAAACAAGGAAAUGUAG